Molecule: messenger RNA, 3216 nt
Organism: Babesia microti strain RI
Lineage: Eukaryota; Apicomplexa; Aconoidasida; Piroplasmida; Babesiidae
Product: phosphatidylinositol glycan, class T
Exons: 1
Coding region: 1-3216 (1071 amino acids)
Source: RefSeq, a predicted model, not a curated record
AUGUUGGAAGCAACUCUAAGGGCCGCAGAAAUGGCAAUGAGGGACCUAGCGACAAUACUGUUAUGGGGGCCAGUGUCACGACGGCAGAUAGUAUGCUCCCCAAUGAUGCUGGGUAAUGCAAAUAAGCGGGGAGAAAACAUAUUGGAAACUUCCAACCCAUUUAACCCAUAUCAUAGGCACAAUGGAGUUGCCCCCUUUCACAAGAUAUAUGAUGAAACGUCGACUGGAGAAAAUGGGUCCUCCCGCCGCGAUUCCUCCUCCUUCCAAACUGAUUCUCCACCCUCAACAGAUAACCUUAUGGAAAAAUUCGCCUUCAAUAAUCUAAAAUUGGAAUUAGAAAACACAAAAAACACAACUGCCAUCAAUACCAUAGGUGAAAUAUGCAAUGAACAUAUCACCAAGUUCGCCAACUCAGAUCGGCAAGGAACAACUAUCAAUAACCUUGAAGAAAUAUGCAACCAUCUUCAAAAAAUUAAAAAUCAUAUUGAAUCAGAUAUAUCACUACUGAAAUGCGAAAAGUCCCUAUUGGAUUCACCCUCCUCCACCAUAUUAAAUACCGUUGAAUAUAUUAGCCCAAGAAACAAACUUGACCACAACUAUUCUAAUUCCUUUGCCUCUAAUGAGAUAUUAGCAGGGACAGAAAAUACAGAAGCGCAAAACUCAGAUCAAGAAGAUGCCCUAUCCUUUCUAAAAAUAACCACAAAACAAUCGACCAAAGGAGAACUGCUGAGAUCAGCAAUACCCAUAGAUACUAUGAACAAUGAUAUUAAGUCCCAGAAACACUUCACAAUCAACAGGUAUAAAGCUUUCGUCAAUACCUUCGCUUUCCUCUCCGAUCUAGCCUCUGUUGGAGUUUCGAUCAUUAAACUAGUUAAAGGAGAUUCUCUUGAAGAAUGGGAGAAGGGAUCAUCACCCCUAGUCUACUUUGAACCCAUCAUUCAAGAUGCCACAGACUACAUAAGUGACCAACCUCAAAUUAGCAGCAAAAAGAGAUUCGUUUUACGCCUCAGGAAAGAGGCAUUCGACAAGCCCUUUCUGGAUAGCCUACCCCUAAAGGGUAAACUGAAACUGAUGAUGAAGAACUCAUCCUCUGCAGGUCCGGGCUCGGCAGCCACACCAACCAACGAUAUAACAGCCAAAGAUUUCACACCACCCUCACAUUCCGAUAUAUUAUACCUAGAUACAAUAAAAUUCCAAACCAUACUGAAUCUCCUCCCACAAGCAGAUCCAGAUACACAACUAAUACAAGAAGUCUUAACCCUAGAAAUCUCACCACUAGACAUUUUCUUAGGCACCUUCCCCUCUUUUGAGCAUGUUGAAGUCUCGAUUUACCUGCCAUAUCUCCCCUCUACACACUCCGAUGUUAACUUUGAGCUAUGGGAUAUCAGGGCCGCUACCAGGGUAGGUACCUUCCUUUCUACAAGACAGCGAAUGAUAAACCGUACAUUAAGGGCGGAGGCAUCCGCCUAUAAAAAGCAAGCAGAACUGAAUAGGCAGAGGCAAUUGUUGAUCGAUGCAAAGAUCAGGACCAACGGUUGGUACGACAUCUUCGCUUGGGGAUGUCUGCCCGUGCGGGCAAUCGAUUCGCCCGAUCAAUUUGUCCCACUUCCAGCUGGCUAUUGCCAUGGAGACAAAGAGUUCCCAUAUAAUAACGCUGCAAAGCCACUAUCUGAAGCCGCUGAAUACCAGGGUAGGGCUGGGAAUGACAAACGAAAUGUAUGGAUGCAGUCAUCCUAUUUUAACCUAACUGGUGCUCCGUUGUUCUGGCGUAAUUCUGCAAUAAUGGAAAUGGGAGCGCGUUGUAGACCAAUUGAGGCUGGCAAACCCAUUAUUAGGUGCAGGAGGGAUAGGGGUAGGAAGGCAGACCAGACGAUGCCUAGCCCCUCUACACCCACAGAUGGAAACGAUGAACCUGUAAACUACCCUAUCGACACUUUAAAUUGCAGACAGGGCAACAAAUUUACCCUAUAUCGUCGUCUAUUCAGCCUAGAAAAUGUAGUGCGGGUGGGCAAUACCCUUAACCGCGACAAAGAUCCCAUUUUCACUUACUAUGAGAAGAACAUAAACUCUGUAUGGACCUUCGCACAAGUCCGGACAUUUAUCAUAAAGUACUUACUAUACCCCAAAAACUUCAUAAAAAUCGCCUCUUUUUUGGACUCCAAGAGCGUGGGUGACUGCAUAGAUUUCUACUACAAGUUCAAGUAUAAACUAAGGCUCAAGGAGAGACUUGCAGACAUUAAGUUAAGGUCAUUAGGUGCCACAAUAAUCAAAUCUAAGCAGGAUAUAAAACGUCAUCAGAAGAGAGAUUUUCACCUAAUAGAUGCCCUGUUUUCGGAUCAAAUACCACGGGGUCUCUUCUCCCCGAUUAGUUGGCCCCCAGAUCAUGCAACGUACCUUGAUAACAUAAUCUGUGCUGAUGCCCUAUAUGUCUACUCGGAUCGAACACCAAGGCGUCUCUUUUCCCAGAAUAGUUGGCCAAACGAUCGCCCCUCCAGUGUACAUGCGCUAGACUGGCGAAGACUCUACCACCCAUUAUAUCACCUGGAUAACCUCCGUGAAGGGUACUUUCUCCCUAUUGACGUUAAUGCCCUAUUCACCACGCAACCACUAGUCGUGCCUACUUCAUAUCUACCGACCAACCCACACGUACUCACCCUUAGGGGAUCGAUACACCUGAACCGAACACCCCGCCCAGCGGACGAGAACUGCGUUGAUUUCGCGGUUUGCUACGCCUUGGCGGAGUUGGCUAGGUUCCCGCCAGACACGUCCAGAUCGAUGGAAUCCUCGAUAAAUGAAGGUGGGCAGGUGUCUAUUCCAUGUGUGGCGGCUGAGGAAAAGGCCCAUCGGCCCAUAGACAAUCAGCCCAUAGACGGGCGUGGCGUCAGCAGACUCUCGGGGGUAGCCUGGAAGCUGAUGGACCCUAUACCCCCAAUCACCGCCCUGCCAGACUACUCCAAGACCCAGCUUGAGGCCACUCCUAUAGUGGGAUUUCAUUCUCGGCUGUUGGAAGCCAUUCCUGUGGAGGGGCUUUCCAGAGAAACGGGCAUGAUGCCUGGAAACGGUGUUGAGCCAUUGGAGAGAGGCUCUGGAUUUCUGCAACAUCGCAAUCGAAAUAUAAAGAAGGAUGGACUCAUUACCUCCGAUGAGGAGUGUAGCGUAUUAGCCGAGGAUUCCGCCAUUUUCGACUUGGAAAGAUUGAAUAUUUCCCUUAAAUAG